AUUUAUUCUCCGAAUCUCAAGUCCACUGUGUAAUUUUAGGGCUUCCGGGCACUUCCGCGACGAUAGCUACGGCCAAGCUAAUGCCGGAUUCAGUUGGAUAAUCACCAUUGUUCUGUCCGCUCGUCAACCAGGUACUUAUUUGCUUCCGUCCGUUCGAUGAUUCGCUUAAUCUGCAAAAAUUUUCUGCGCAGAAGAGUUGCAGGUUCAUCACCACUCAGCCUGAGCCAUGGCUGUGUUUUCUCGACCUCAUCCCUAAAACCCACCUCAGAAACCUCGAAUUCGGCAGACCCACGAUCUCUCACAGUUCAAUAUCUCGAAAAUUCAUGUGGGCUGCCCUUAGAAUCGGCAAUUUUAGCUUCUAAGAAGCUCCACAUAGCAACCACUGACGCACCAGACUCUGUGUUAAGGCUCUUGAAAGCUCAUGGACUGAGCCAAACCUUCAUAAAAAAGUUUAUCGUUACUCGGCCAUCGAUUCUUAUGGCAGACCCAGAAAAGACCCUUAAACCCAACAUCGAGUUGUUUGCAUCUAUGGGGUUUUCUGGCACAAAUUUAGCUAAAAUCAUCAGCAAGUACCCUCGGAUUCUGGAAACUGAUGCACCCGCGGUUGUUGGGUUCUUCAGAGCUCAUGGAUUCACUGAGAAGCAAAUGUCAGUGUUGACCAUGAAGCGCCCUGUUUUGUAUGGGUGCAAUGCUCAUAAGGUCUUCAAGCCAAAGUUGGAGUACCUCAAAUCAUUAGGCUUUUCAGAUGCUGAGAUUGCGAAAAUUUUAUCGACGGAGCCGUAUCUUUUGGCAAGGAGUUUGGAAAACCAAAUUGUGCCUAAUGUUCAACUGCUUAAGCGCAUUGUUGGCUCAGAUGAGAAUGUGCUUAAGGUGAUCAGGGCAUGCUACUGUCUUAUUGAAUUUGAUCUGGGGACGAUGAUGGAGCCUAACAUCGCAGUCUUGAGAGGCUGUGGUGUCCCCGAGUCAAGAGUACUGAAGUUGAUAAUGAUUCAACCAAAUACGUUUGUUAUAAAAACUCAUCGAUUCAAGGAGAUCGUUGAAGAAGUUUUGAAACUUGGGUUUGAUCCUGCCAAUUAUCUUUUUAUUCUAGCUAUCCGUUCAUUGGCACUAAUGAGUAAAUCGCUUUGGGAGCAGAAGUUGGAAGCCUACGUUAGUUUUGGCUUGACAAAGGAUGAGAUUAUUUUAGCGUUCAAGUCACAGCCCAUGUUUAUGAUUAAUUCGGAGAAGAAGAUUAGGAAGUUGAUGGAUUUCUUCGUGAAUGUGCUGUAUUUAGAACCCUCCAGGAUUUCCAGGAAUCCAAAUCUUAUGCUGCUUAGUUUAGAGCGCAGAAUUAUUCCAAGGUGUUCAGUUUUGCAACUAUUGAUGUCAAAGAAAUUGAUUACAGGUAAUGUAAACAUAAUUUCUGUAUUCAAAAUAACUGAGAAGAUGUUUCUGGAGAGGUACGUGAACAAGUUUCAUUGUGUUGUUCCCGAAGUUGUUCAAGCACACCAAGGCAAGAUUGAGUUCAAAGGGUUUCCCAGUGAUGGUGCUAUGUCGUCGUGAGAUCCUUGUUUUGGAUCUGACUACCUAUAAUGGAGACAGUUCCGAAGGUCGUGUUUUUCAACUACAUAGUCGACCUGAACAUUUCUCCGUCAUAAUUUUUUUUUUCGUGGGCUGUUCAAGAACCCUUCGUCCCCCUGAUCACUGUCAUGCCAUCUGGAUGACUGACAGUUCUUGAAAGAUCAUGAGCCAAUUUUUCUCGGACAAGUCGAGGCAUCCAAUGAAGUUCAGGCGUGUCAGUUCUUAAGACUGGAUUAAAUUUAUAAACCUGAUAAGGCUCUCUCCCGACCAAAUUCAUUCGCCAUUUCUGAUCUUUUAUCUUUGAAUUGUAAUUUCUUUAACCAACUGUGUAGUAGAGUAAUCUCUGUUCACUCUUUCCAUUGGAGAAUUUGUUUACAAUUUUGAUCCAUAAUGAAGCUUACAUGUUCUACUUUCACAAA
Messenger RNA from Malania oleifera, 1979 nucleotides. RefSeq names its product transcription termination factor MTERF4, chloroplastic-like. NCBI's taxonomy places the organism in Eukaryota, Viridiplantae, Streptophyta, Magnoliopsida, Santalales, Ximeniaceae. Gene Ontology annotation, molecular function: double-stranded DNA binding. The coding region runs from base 157 to 1542 and encodes 461 amino acids. The transcript has a single exon. Gene Ontology annotation, cellular component: chloroplast. Gene Ontology annotation, biological process: regulation of DNA-templated transcription; chloroplast organization. The record is from RefSeq and is a predicted model, not a curated record.